This is a messenger RNA of Hipposideros armiger (great roundleaf bat), 2927 nucleotides long. RefSeq names its product SET domain containing 3, actin N3(tau)-histidine methyltransferase (gene SETD3). The record is from RefSeq and is a predicted model, not a curated record. Gene Ontology annotation, biological process: peptidyl-lysine monomethylation; peptidyl-lysine trimethylation; actin modification. The coding region runs from base 204 to 1991 and encodes 595 amino acids. The transcript is spliced from 14 exons. Lineage: Eukaryota; Metazoa; Chordata; Mammalia; Chiroptera; Hipposideridae. Gene Ontology annotation, molecular function: protein-lysine N-methyltransferase activity; protein-L-histidine N-tele-methyltransferase activity; protein binding.
GGGCGGAGCCGGGUUGGGCCGCGGCGGCGGGGCCGUCUCAGGCCGCCGUCCCGCCCCUCCCGUCCGGCCGCAGCCGCCGCCGCUGCCGCCUGGGGCUUGGUUGAAGCAGACGGUGGGUCUGGCCCGGAGUGCGGUGCCGCUGCGGCUGCGCGAAGGGGCAAGCGGGCAGGAAACUUCAGGAUAUAGCACCUGUGAGUCAGAAAAUGGGUAAGAAGAGUCGAGUAAAAACGCAAAAAUCAGGCACUGGCGCCACAGCAAGUGUGUCACCGAAGGAAACCUUGAACCUGACCAGUGAGCUGUUGCAGAAAUGCAGUAGUCCUGCCCCUGGCCCGGGAAAGGAAUGGGAAGAAUACGUACAGAUCCGGUCUCUGGUCGAGAAAAUACGAAAAAAACAGAAAGGUCUGUCUGUUACUUUUGAUGGAAAAAGAGAAGAUUACUUUCCUGACCUAAUGAAAUGGGCCUCUGAAAAUGGAGCUUCUGUCGAGGGUUUUGAAAUGGUUAACUUCAAAGAAGAGGGCUUUGGUUUGAGAGCAACAAGAGACAUCAAGGCAGAAGAGUUAUUUUUAUGGGUUCCACGGAAAUUACUAAUGACUGUUGAAUCUGCUAAAAAUUCAGUUUUGGGGCCCUUGUAUUCUCAAGACCGAAUUCUUCAAGCCAUGGGGAAUAUCACACUGGCCUUUCAUCUGCUGUGUGAGCGCGCCGACCCUAACUCCUUCUGGCAGCCCUACAUUCAGACCCUCCCCAGCGAGUACGAUACGCCUCUCUACUUUGGGGAAGACGAAGUUCGGUACCUUCAGUCCACACAAGCCAUCCACGAUGUCUUCAGCCAGUAUAAGAACACGGCUCGGCAGUACGCCUACUUCUAUAAGGUCAUUCAGACCCAUCCUCAUGCCAACAAACUGCCCUUGAAGGAUUCUUUCACUUAUGAGGACUACAGGUGGGCAGUCUCUUCUGUUAUGACACGACAAAACCAGAUUCCCACGGAGGACGGCUCCCGGGUGACCCUGGCGCUGAUUCCCUUAUGGGACAUGUGCAAUCACACCAACGGCCUGAUCACCACUGGUUACAACCUGGAAGACGACCGCUGUGAGUGUGUCGCCCUGCAGGACUUCCGGGCCGGAGAGCAGAUUUACAUUUUUUAUGGCACUCGGUCCAAUGCAGAGUUUGUGAUCCACAGUGGUUUUUUCUUUGACAAUAAUUCACACGACAGAGUGAAAAUAAAGCUCGGAGUGAGUAAAAGUGACAGGCUGUACGCCAUGAAGGCCGAGGUCUUGGCUCGUGCUGGCAUCCCCACUUCCAGUGUCUUUGCCUUGCAUUUUACGGAGCCGCCCAUCUCUGCCCAGCUCCUGGCUUUUCUCCGAGUAUUCUGCAUGACCGAAGAAGAAUUGAAAGAACAUUUGCUAGGAGAUAAUGCUAUCGAUAGAAUCUUCACCUUGGGCAACUCGGAAUAUCCUGUGAGCUGGGACAAUGAAGUCAAACUUUGGACGUUUCUUGAAGACCGAGCCUCCCUUCUUUUAAAAACAUACAAAACAAAUACUGAGGAAGACAAGUCCUUCUUGAAAAACCAUGACCUUUCUGUUCGUGCAACAAUGGCCAUCAAGUUGCGCUUAGGCGAAAAAGAGAUUCUGGAAAAAGCGGUGAAGAGUGCAGCUGCGAACCGGGACUACUACCGCAAGCAAAUGGAGGAGGGGGCUCCGCUCCCCAAGUACGAGGAGAGCAACCCGGGGCUACUGGAGGGCGGCGUGGUGGACUCAAGGCUGCCGCUGGUCCUGAGGAACCUGGAGGAGGAGGCCGGCGUGCAGGAGGCCUUAACCCUCUCGGAGGCCGUCAGCCGGGCCAAGGCUGCGGAAAACGGGCUCGUCAAUGGCGAGAACUCUAUCCCCAACGGGACCAGGUUAGAAAAGGAAGAUUUAAAUCAAGAGCAAAGUAAAAGAGCGACUGAAGACGCCAAAGAACCUUCUUCAGACAGCACUGAGGAAGUUAAAGAGUAGCUCCGAGGAUGCCCAGUCUGCGGGGGAGUCAGCUUCGCAGACGUCCGCGGACAGUCCACUCACAUUGCUGUGUUUCCUGUUCACGUUUUUGGUUUUUGUUUUUUCUGCAGAGAGGAAAAUAUGUUUUUGCUGCUUUAUAUAAAAAUAAUUUUUUUAAGUUAUUUAAAAAAGGUCUAGCUUCCCUUUUUGAUUAAGAUUGCCAUCUUGCUUUUAGGCAAAACAAAGAAGUUAACAAACCGUGGCAGCAAGGGGGACAGAGGUGGCUUGGAAGAUUUUGCAGACCCAUUGUGGGCAAAUGUGUUUUCUUCCUGGGGACGAAUCCGGCUCCUCCGUCAGCUGUGCUUUUGUGGGCCUGUCAGCUUGACAACCAGAAUGAAAGCCGGCUCUGCCGCCUGCCAGCAGGACUGGAUGGCGGAGCUCUGGGUCCGUGUGCUGGUGGGGCAGUUGCACAGCAGAGAACAGGCUUGAGGUUUGGAAACUUGAGAGUCUGGGCAAAAAAUUUUUUUUUCCUAAAACUAUAACACCCCAGUACCAAAAGAAAAGGUAAGGUGGCAACCUCGUUUUUAAUAGUUUUAAAUGUUGAUAAUCCUAAUUAUAUAAAUACACACACACACACACACACACACACAUCUAGUGAUUUCUAAAGAUUUGUUUACUUUUUGUGUUUUGUUUUACUGUAUUAAAACUUGCCCUUUCUUCUUGAAUCAAAGUAGGACAUGCAUCAUCUUCCUAAUUUUAACUGUUGGCUCUGAUUUUAAAGUGAUGCAUUUGAUUUCCAGCUUCAGAGACGGAGAGUUUGCAGACCCAGUGGCCACAGCCCUCCGGCCAGGUUCAAAGCGAGGUGGCUCCCGGCUCUUCCGGUUUUCAUAACAAGCUAGAGAUUUUCAGAGCUACACUUUUGAGUAAAAGGCCUUAUUAAAAUGAAAACAUGGUUAA